UGGAAAUGUAAUCUAUUUAUAUCCGCCAUUAAACUGGUUUUGUGAGUCGUCAUGGUAAACACUGAAGUUUCCUUCACCUUGGUCUGGCUUACCUACUUUGUCAUUGAAAUCGGUUGCCAUAGUUACUGAUUUCAAGGGUUUAGGCUUUCAAAGAAUGUAAGUAAGCUUUCUGCAAAAUUCAUCUUUUUCUUUAGUGGGAGCGUAAGCAGAUAUGUCGAGGCGAUAGUCCCGUGUUACUUUUCUUUGUCGUUACAGUAGUUAUUUAUCAGGCAACACAGGAGCACUACGUUCAGUUCUGGAGAGCCUGUCCUAUCUUAGAACUUAAUUCCAUAAUUAAGCCAGCGAACUCACGAGAAGUAGCAGUCAAGUUUCCAGAUAAACAAAGUGUAAAUCGCAUUGGUCCUCCACAUUUGGACUCUGUAUGUAAGUUCCGGAGAUGUAGCAAAUGUCAACGGCACGGGUCCUAGCUAAUAAAGCCUAUUGUGUAGUUUACAACACGUUUCAAACACUAAAAACCCCAACGUGUAGAUUUGGACGUGGUUUCACGAAACCAAGAAACAACACUUCCUGAAUUCAUAUCGUUUGCAUUGUUGGCACAUAGAGAAAAAUACGGAACUAUCAGACAACAGAGAUAGGUUGAAUGAAUUUGAUCGUCAACAAGAUUAGCAGAAUUGUAGUCAUCACUUCCCAGUUACCCAGACAGAAGUUUCUUUUUCAGUUAGUUGUCUGUAAAUGAAACUGAAUUAGUUAUGAUUUUACCAACUUUGAAGCAUGACCACUAUGCUUUUUUGUAAGUAGUUUCCUAUGAGUUAGUUUUAAAGCGUUACUGCCAAGGGUGCGAAUCUGCGACUAGAUGAGGUGUGCUUUUUUGGGAUUUAUUCUUGUCAACCAAUUCAUUCCCUUUGUUAGAGUCUUACACCACUUCAGAUGCUAGUUUUUGGAGAGGAAAACAUUUUAUUCAUACUUAACUAUAGUCAGCAGUAUAACUUCGCUUUCAGAUCUUAAGUUGUUUCGUUUAGUGUUAUCCCUCCGCCCUUGACCUUCCUAUUGCAGGGUAUAGGGUUCGGAUAGGUUGUCGUUUUUGAUAACUCUGACCACCUUAUCUAGGUAACAGCUACUGUCUGAUGUUGUUGAUUUAACCAAUCUAAUUAAAGAACUUGUUUAUUAACUUAAAGUUUUUUUUAUAUGUUUAUAGCACAAUACAAAUUAUGUUUGAAGGAUCAGAGCCUGGUUGUGGAGCAGGAAAGGGAGGUGGUGCCGGUGGUUCUAUUCGUGAAGCUGGUGGUUCACUAGGUAAAAGGGAAGCCACUUUAGAAGAUGAAUACUUCCGACGUUUGGAUAAACAAAACAUCGAAGCACUCAAAGAUAAACUGAAUAAGAAAUCUGUUGUGGAGAAUCAAUCUUCGAAGGAAUCUAACAUUUAAACGAUGGAUAAUAACAAUAAUAAUCUGUUUUACCGUUUUUUUAAUGCUUUUAGUAAUGUGUUAUACGCAUAGUUUCAUUAUGCAUUGACUAUUCUAUUUUUAAAACAACAAAUACAUCCUCUUUUUGCUUGU
This is a messenger RNA of Schistosoma curassoni, 1556 nucleotides long. Lineage: Eukaryota; Metazoa; Platyhelminthes; Trematoda; Strigeidida; Schistosomatidae. The record is from the annotation of a GenBank genome assembly.